UUCCCGCUCGCAACUCUCAAAACCCGAUGGUCGUCGUCUUCUUGUCUGUUUUUCUCCCUAGAGUUUGUUUGGGGUCCAUUUCUUCCACCUACCUACUUUGGCUCCUCACUCACUCUCGCUCGAGCACACCUUUAAGUAUAAUCUUCCCUUCUUUUUCUCUUUCAAAAUUUGAUCUAGAAUAUAUUCUCUCUCGCCUUUUCCUUUUUCAUACUCGGUGAACCCCAUUCGUUGCUCCACCACCAAGAAAAGUGCCCUCUCCCCAUAAAGAACAAAAAUUGAGCCAUACCCAGAACUUUGAUUUGAUAUAAAAGCUCUCUAUCUUUCUCUCUUCAAUCCUCUCUUUCACACGGCGUGCCGCGUGCGUUUAUUUUCAAUUCAAGAAUAUCAUAGUGGAAGUGCUAGUGUUCUUUAUUCUUCUUGUUCUUCUUCUUUGCUUUUCCGUUUGUGCUUUGUGCCCUUUCUUAUCUGUAUCUUUGGCGUUGCAAUUCAGUUUUGAGAAAUUGGGUAUGGAGCGUUCGGUUCUUGACGGUUUGAUUAAUAGGAUGCUUGAAGGUAGAGGCAGACCAGGGAAGCAGGUUCAGCUCUCCGAGGGUGAGAUUAGGCAGCUAUGUAUUACCUCCAGGACCAUUUUCUUGAAGCAGCCAAACCUUUUGGAGCUUGAAGCACCUAUCAAAAUCUGUGGGGACAUACAUGGUCAAUAUUCAGAUCUUCUGAGGCUUUUAGAAUCUGGCGGAUUUCCUCCUCGUGCCAAUUACUUAUUCUUGGGAGAUUAUGUGGAUCGUGGAAAGCAAAGCCUGGAAACAAUAUGCCUUCUCCUUGCGUACAAGAUAAAAUACCCUGAGAACUUUUUCCUUCUUAGGGGUAACCAUGAAUGUGCUUCCAUUAACCGUAUAUAUGGAUUUUAUGAUGAGUGUAAACGUCGGUUUAAUGUCAGACUUUGGAGGGUAUUCACAGAUUGUUUCAACUGCCUCCCUGUGGCUGCUCUCAUUGAUGAAAAGAUACUCUGCAUGCAUGGUGGACUUUCUCCUGACCUGCAAAAUUUGGAUCAGAUUAGGAAUAUACAGCGACCUACUGAUGUUCCAGAGACUGGUUUGCUCUGUGAUCUGCUGUGGUCUGAUCCUUCUAAUGACAUACAAGGUUGGGGUGCAAAUGAUAGAGGAGUUUCGUAUACUUUUGGUGCUGAUAGGGUGAGAGAAUUUCUUAAGAAGCAUGAUAUCGAUUUGAUUAUCAGAGCUCACCAGGUUGUGGAAGAUGGAUAUGAGUUCUUUGCUAAUAAGCAACUCGUGACAAUCUUUUCAGCACCAAAUUACUGUGGAGAAUUUGAUAAUGCUGGUGCGAUGAUGAGUGUGGAUGAGAAUCUUAUAUGUUCUUUCCAAAUAUUAAAGCCUGCAGAUAAGAAACCAAAGUUUGGCCUUGGAAAAACAGUUACAGCUAAGUCUGUGACUUCAACUGGAAUUAAGUCAUUUCUUGGUGGGAAGGUAUGAUAGCUUUCUAGCUGAAUGAGAUACUAGAAGGCAGCGAGUGUAAUGGGCACAGCAUAGGCAGACAGGAAUAUCGACUUCAGCACAGGAAUAACUUGGCAGAAGUGUUCUGCUCAAGCUAACUUGGAGAUCUUCUUCAGCAAUAAAUAUAGGAUUUGAUGUAAUAUCUUUGCUUUAGUUUCUCUGUGGAGAUGACUAGCUGCGACACAUGCCACAAACCCUGUUCUUUUCUGCUCUUAGUACACUCUCUCCUGAGCAGGUCGGCAUUAUAGUAUAAGCAAAGCAAGAAAAUCUUCCAGUGGUUGUGUUUUGUACAUAACGUAAAAUAAACUUCUCCUUUCGUGUGUAGUAACGAUUUGGCAUCGCUCAUCUUUACCUGUUCGUCUUUAUUUUUGCCAACCUUCACAAAAACCUGUAACCAAGUGGCAAUGCGAUAUGUUGCGUUGUAUUUUCUGUAACUGAGAUGGAGUUUGUUCUGAA
Tripterygium wilfordii is the source of this 1961-nucleotide messenger RNA. Its product is annotated as serine/threonine-protein phosphatase PP1 isozyme 3-like. Gene Ontology annotation, cellular component: nucleus; cytoplasm. The coding region runs from base 507 to 1484 and encodes 325 amino acids. Gene Ontology annotation, molecular function: protein serine/threonine phosphatase activity. The transcript has 4 exons. The record is from RefSeq and is a predicted model, not a curated record. NCBI's taxonomy places the organism in Eukaryota, Viridiplantae, Streptophyta, Magnoliopsida, Celastrales, Celastraceae.